Ophidiomyces ophidiicola is the source of this 762-nucleotide messenger RNA. RefSeq lists its product as uncharacterized. Gene Ontology annotation, biological process: ubiquitin-dependent protein catabolic process; protein deubiquitination. The transcript has 2 exons. Gene Ontology annotation, molecular function: cysteine-type deubiquitinase activity. Bases 1 to 762 code for a protein of 253 amino acids. The record is from RefSeq and is a predicted model, not a curated record. Lineage: Eukaryota; Fungi; Ascomycota; Eurotiomycetes; Onygenales; Onygenaceae. Gene Ontology annotation, cellular component: cytoplasm.
AUGGCAACAACUGGGCGACCGGACGUCGAGUACAUCAAUGGAAAGAAGACUUUCGUGCCGCUGGAGAACAGCCCAGAAGUCAUGUCUCAUUUAAUUCACCAUCUGGGCGUCUCCGCAGACCUUGGCUUCUACGACGUCUACAGCAUCGACGAGCCUGAUUUGUUAGCUUUCCUUCCUCGUCCUGCGUAUGGGCUGAUCUUCAUCUGCCACGGGGACGUCUACCAUCGAGCUCGAGACGCGGAAGAGGCAUUAAUGAAGGACUAUGAAGGAUUUGGCCCAGGAGAGCCGGUUCUGUGGUUUAAACAGACGAUCGGAAAUGCAUGUGGUCUCAUGGCGCUCCUACACUGUAUCAGCAAUGGGCCUGCGCGCCAAUAUAUAACAUCGGGCUCAGAGCUGGAUAAACUGCUCCACGAGGCGGUGCCCCUUUCUCGCGUCAAUCGCGCGCAGCUUCUUUAUGAUUCGCCAGCCUUAGAGGCGGCGCAUCGGUCGGCCGCGCAACGGGGUGACACGCAAGCGCCGACGCCUGGAGACCAUUGCGGCUUUCACUUUAUUAGUUUUGUGAAGGGCGAUGAUGGGCACCUGUGGGAAUUGAACGGGUCGAUGAAAGGCCCGGUUGAUCGAGGGGCCUUGCAGCCCGAAGAGGAUUGUCUGAGCGAAAAUGCGCUAAAUAUGGGGGUACGAACAUUCCUCAACAACAAGAGCGACGCGGGCGAGGGCGACUUUGGCUUCAGCUUGGUGGCCCUUGCUCCCAGCAUGAAAUAA